GCCGCCGCGGUUGGGUAACACUUGGAUAGCAAGCAGCCGGUCACAGGCAGGUGGGGACUGCCUCCGCCUCACCGGCGAUGGGCGCAGCCUGGAGCAGCCCCGACGAGCGGGAGCCCCUCUUGCCCCCUGCGCCGCCCGCCGGACCGCCGCCGUUUGCUCAGCAUGGCCAGUCCUAUCGGGUGGCCGCGGCGGCGGCGGAGUCGCGGGGCAGAGGGACGCCUCCGACGGGACCCCUGCCUCGCCUGGCGCCGGUGCCGGGCCGCGUGUACGGGCGGCGCUGGCUGGUGCUGCUGCUCUUCUCGCUGCUGGGCUUCUUGCAGGGCCUGGUGUGGAAUACGUGGGGCCCUAUUCAGAACUCGGCCCGCCAGGCCUUCGGCUUCUCCAGCUUGGAUAUCGCCUUGCUGGUCUUCUGGGGGCCCAUCGGCUUCGUGCCCUGCUUCGCCUUCAUGUGGCUGAUGGACAAGAAGGGCCUCCGGAAAACUGUGCUGCUAACAUCCUUUCUCAUGGUAGUAGGUGCUGGCCUGAGAUGCAUACCUGUAUCCAACCAAGAAAUAAGGAAAUGGCUAAUACACGGAGGACAGCUGUUAAAUGGAUUGGCAGGCCCAACUGUAACAAGUGCUUCUCCGCUUCUUUCUACUACAUGGUUUUCACCAGAUGAACGUGCCACUGCCACAGCUAUUGCAUCAUUGAUCAGUUACCUCGGUGGAGCAUGUGCGUUUUUAGUAGGACCUUUGGUAGUUCCAGGGCCAAAUAGCACAUCAACAGUUCCACCUAUGUUUGGAAAUAGUCCUGAGUACAUAAAGGACCGCAUUGAGGCUGUAUUGUUUGCAGAAUUUGGCAUUGUGGCUGUGAUAUUCUCUGCAGCGCUAGCUUACUUUCCAUCACGUCCUCCAUUCCCACCCAGCGUGGCUGCAGCUAGUCAAAGGCUCAGCUAUGGAAGAAGUUUCUGUAGGCUGCUCAGCAAUCCCCGGUUUUUGAUGAUUGCUCUCGCCUAUGCAAUACCACUGGGGGUUUUCUCAGGAUGGUCUGGUGUUCUUGAUUUGAUAUUAACUCCAGCUCACAUAAGCCAAGUGGAUGCAGGUUGGAUUGGAUUUUGGUCCAUUGUAGGUGGCUGUGUUGUUGGCAUAGCACUAGCAAGGUUUGCCGAUUUUAUCAGAGGAAUGCUGAAACUUAUCCUACUUCUGUUACUGUCAGGAGCAACUUUGUCAUCCUUUUGGUAUACUUUGACAUGUUUAAAAACUGUCAUUCAUCUUCCUUUAACUACAGCCACACUUUAUACUUCCUGCAUUUUGCUGGGUGUCUUCUUGAACAGCAGCGUCCCCAUCUUCUUUGAACUUUUUGUGGAAACCGUCUAUCCUGUUCCUGAAGGGAUUACCUGUGGUGUGGUUACCUUCCUAAAUAACAUGUUCAUGGGAGUUCUUUUGUUUUUCUUUAGUUUCUACCAUAGAGAAUUUUCUUGGUUUAACUGGUGCCUCCCAGGUUCCUGCUUACUAAGCCUUCUACUCAUCUUAUGCUUCAGGGAAUCCUAUGACAGACUUUAUCUGGAUGUAAUUGUCUCCGUUUGAAAACCUAAAGCAAGGAAGUUGAAGAGGAUGGAAAAUAGUACUGGGUUUAAUCUUUUUUCUUGGAAAACACAUAGACUAAAUGUUACAGUAUACAUUCAAAAAUUCACCGGGAUUUUUUGAUUGAAUUUACAAACAAAAAGGGUUAUUUUUAAUUCCUAAUACGGUAUUUUAUCAUUUAGAUUAUUAUGACGAGUCUUGUAUUUGAAUGGAAUUAGAAUAUUUUUUAAAAGAAAUAUCUAUCCAGAAGAAUGUGUGCUAGAAGAAAUAUGAACUGUGAUAUUUUAUUUAAUAAGCUGUUUGACUGCAAAGAUGUGUGCCAACUGAAACUACUUAUAACAAAAGUAUAAUAGCAAUAUCAUCACAGUUAGGAACUAAUGAUGGAAUUUUUAUGGAUAAAAGCUUCUUUUUAACUCUUUUUCUUUUUUAACUGUUUGGUGUUUUAAUGAGAAUUCUGAUAAUCCCAUAUUUGUCUUGCUUUGUAAUAACAUGUUAUUUCUUCAUUGUGGCAUGUUCAUAACUAGUGCUUCCGUGAUGACAGAUUUUCAACUUAGUUGCUAGGACUGAACAAAUUGUUACUCUCUCACUGUGAAUCAUCUUGUUUAAGAGGGAAAUUACACUAGGAUUUUGGUUAAAUACAGCAUAAAAGCUUUAACAUCUCCCUAGUUUUUCUAUUUGAAGCUAUUUUUGCUUAUUUAAUCUAGAGAUACCAUUCUUUUAUUUUCCUCUCCAAAAGACAGACAGACAGGCACAUACAUACCCAUGGGUGGGGUGGGGGGGGGGAGGAGGGGAAGAGAGAGAGACUUCUUAUUAAAUGGUUCUUGGCAAUUGGUGCUAUAAAUUAUGUGAAAUUAUUUAAAUGAAAUUGCCUUAUAGCCUUAUAGGCUAAUACAGACAUUUAGGUGAGUGGAUAGAGAAUUGCAGUCAUGGUAUACAAAAUUGUUUCUGUUCUUAAGGACUGAUAAUGUCUUAUAAAUAUGGCUUGGUAUUGAAGACUUUUACAUGGUUUCCUGAGAAUUUUUUUGGCUUCCUUCCAUUAGGAAGGAAGGCCCUCUUCCCAAAAUCUUUUAAAGCCAAUGAAACAAACAUUACAGUUUGUCUAUUAUAGGUUAAUCUUCUCCUCAAACUUGUUUACAAUGUAAAGGCUCUGCUUUCGUUUUUUAAUAACUGUUUAGUAAAGAGACCUAUUGGUAGUUUCAGUGGCCAUAAGAAUUGCAAGAUCAAAAUAUCAGAAUACGCAGUUUCUGAAAUUUAGCAUAAGUUGGAAAAUACAAUGCUUUUAUUGCUCCUGCACCCUGUAUUAAGAGGGACAAUUUUUUUAUUUCAGUUGUUUCCAAUGUUCUUUCAUCUUCAAUUGAUUUUCCAAAUUCUCCGGUACACCAAAUCUAAAACAAGUCACACAUUGCGGAAGGUAGCUUAUUUUUCUCAGUGUGAUUUCUCAUUGUUACGUUCAUUGUGACACACAUAAAGGGAUAUGUUGUGCUGUGAUGGCCAUCUUGAUUUUUUUCAUCCCCCAAACCCCAGAUGGCCAUCAUGGUCAUUAUGAUUCAGAAAUAGAUUUUUUUUUUUGUCUUUUUUCCUAUACGUAAGUGAACUAUUUCUUUAAAUUAACUUUCAGGAACAUUAGUUGAGUUACUUGAUGCAUUUUAUAGAAUGAGGCCACAGUACUUGAUGGGCUAGCUAUAAGGAAGGCAGUAUUUCAUGCAUUAAUGCCCUGGCUCUUGGUGCCUUGGGCUACCAUGGAGGCUGUCAAGGGCCACAUUAAAGGAUGAAUUGUGCUGGUUGUAUGAAUUGAAUCUUGGAAACUCAUGAAAGAUAAAAGGCUUUAUAAUAUAACAAUAAUAAAAAGUAAGCCAUGCUUAGUAGUUCAUAGUGUACACCCCACAUUUUUGGGAAACAAGAAGGGUAAAACUAGGCUGCGGAUGAUAAAUAAGCUUUAUCUUCUUAACAACCUUUCAGACAAAUAGAGCCAGUUUGGUCUAGGUAGGUUAAGGCUCCGGGCUAGAAAGCAAGAGCUGCGAGUUCAAGUCCCGCCUUAGCCUACAAAGCCAGCUGGGUGAUCUUGGGACCGGUUGCUUUCUCUCAGCCCAAGUUGUUUCACAGGGUUGUUAUUGUAGGGAAAAUAGGAUGAGGAAGGUGUGUUGGAUAUGUUCACUGCCUUGAGUUAUUGGUAAAAAUAACAAAGGUGGGAUAUAGAUAAAUAAAAUCAAUCAAUAGAUAAAUUGCUGCAUCAUUGUUAUACAGUAAUAAGGGGCUGGGCAGCAGUAGUGGGUUUCAAAUCCCGUCGCUACUGGUUUGCUUGUGGGCAUGUGUGCGCAACACUUCUGCGCAUGCGCAGAAACGUCUGGUGGGUGGGCGGAGCCUCCCACCACCGCCGCUACCAGUUCACUGGUAGCAACCCACCACUGCUGUGCAGACUUUGCCUGAUAGAGCAAUGCCAAAAAAGCCAGAGUUGGAUUAUGACUGUAGUAAAGCCAUAUAUAUUAAAUGUAUGAUAGAAAGAGCCCAUGUUUUAUUGUACACAUAAACUUUCUGUCAUUUGUUAUGUUUCAUUUUGCUUCUGUUCAGUUUGCUCCCUCGUAUCAGAUUAGAGCUCAUGUGUUAAAUAUUCUCUCAUCAGCAUUCUCUGCCAUUUCUGUUACUGGAGCUUCAGGGAAAGGCACUUUAGCACUACAGUCGGGGAUCUCUCUGCAGGAGGUCAGGGAAAUUCAAACUUGAAAUAUUUCACAUUAUUAAGCAGUAGCUGACAGUUUGUGAUAGCUUUAUGCCGCUGUUCCACAAGUUUUUGACUAGCUUUUCUGUAAUUGUUACUGAAUAACCAUGGCUGACUGUCCGGUCUAAUUUCAGAACAUCCGCAAAUGGAGCAACUUUAAGCUUAAUUAUAAAUGAUUCUGUAAAAUUAAUUUUUAAAAAAAACCUGCAUCGUUUGACAAGUUAGCCCUGAAUUCUCAAAUUCCCAGGGCCUGGUCCAGUAUUAGUUCUAACCCAAAUCUAUAAUUUGCAUAGAUGAGCAGCAAUAUGCUAUACUGAGUAAAAUUACUUUUGUGCAUAAAUAUCAUAGUCUUCCAUAAUGUCUGUGUUACUAAACAACCCAUGAUCUGCUGGCUCAUCCUUUCAGAAAUAUCUCCUUACCAAAUUCAACAGUGACACAACUUCUAAUGUUCUUUCUUCACUAGAAAACUUGGCAUCCAUUCAGAGAUGUAUGUAUCUGUCUCGAAAAUAGCCCAAGUUGAACUGUAAUAGCACCAACAUCAGCACAAGAAAUGUUUUAUGACAUUUUGUAUUAUGUCAUAAACUGUUACGUUUAUGUCAUAAAAUGUUUUGUACAAUUUGUCAAAUUUCAAUUCCUGUGAAGAUGGCCAAGCCCAGCGAGGCUUAUAUCUCUCGAUUGGUUGUUUUUUCCCCCCCAGCUUAAUAACAAAAGGAACUGGCAUUCCUUUAGUUCAGUGGUCCCCAACCCCCGGUCCGCGGACCAGUGCCGGGCCGUGGAGUACCUGGCACCGGGCCGCGCAGCGGCCGGGGGACAGGAACGCUGCAGCGCAAAGGCUCCUGGGCCGUGCGCAAUGGGCCUGCGCAAAAGCUCCUGGGCCGUGGCCCCACCCCUGCGCGUGCUCAGCGGGCCGCGGCGAUAAAAAGGUUGGGGACCACUGCUUUAGUUUAUAUGCACCAUUUUACCCAGUUUAAAAUUAAAGUAAUUAGUAAUUAGUGAAUGGAUUAAUAAGGCUGGAAACUUACUGACUCAGUACAAUUUAUGUAUAAAUCGGCAUAAGAUUGUGCUGUAACAUAAGUAGGAUUACAUUUGCAUUGGAUUGUGCCAUGAUGCAUCACUCUAGGAUCAGUUUUGUCCAUACAUAAUUAAUCAAUAUAUAACUAAUUAGGGAACCUGUACCUUUUCAUGUACUGUUGAAUUCCAUCUGCAUUCGUGACAAUUUUAUUAGCAUUAAAAUAAAUCAAUAAAGGAAAAAGUACUUUUUUUAGAAUAAGGGUUUUUUUGUCAUUACAAUUACUGUAGUUUGUUGCAGGAGGCAAGCUGAGUAUUGAAAGGAUGAGUUAGUCAUAGUGAAGAAUUUAAAAAUACUUUACUUAGUGUGAACCGUUUCACGUUGCUUCACAGUGCAAUAUAUUUGCUGAGAGGUAAAUCCCAUUGUAUUUAUUGAACUUUAUUACUACCUAAUUUAUUAUUUUAGCUUUAAUGUAUCCUAAUAAAAUUAGUAGGAUUUGAAAAAUGCAUAAUUUUUAUUGGAAUCUCUGCAAGCUUGCCAUCAUAGAUGUGUGUGAUUUCUACGUAUAAAAAUACAUUAGAAUCAGUGGUGGGAUUCUGUUGUGGCUCCGUUACCUGAGCCUGUGUCAUCGGCAGGAGAGGACUCCGAGAGUGAAGGAGAGGAGUUGGCAAGGCCUCCCUCUCCAGGACCCUCCUCUUUGGCAAUGCCUUUGGUGUCCGCCGAAGGGCAAGAGAUAGGGCCGGGGCCAAGCACGUCCACGCAGCCACAGGUGGACAGUGAUGAGAGUAAUGAGUCUUGGCUGGAUCCUCGACAGUGUCGCAGAGAUAAGCGCGCGCAACAGAAGAAAAGGCAUGCCAGAGAUUAGGCUGAGUCACUGGACCACACCCCACAGGAUAUAAAAGGGAGCGUGGUGGCCAGUCAAGCCUUGUGACGAACAAAACUGAAAGCUUCCACGCCAUUCUGCAUUGCCGGACUUUUGCUAUAGCCUUUGCUGAAUUAUAUUUGAACUUAAGUUACUCUGUAAUUAUUGAACAUUUUACUUUGAUGUACCAGAAGCGGAGAGACGUUAUCUCUUCAUGAGUAAUAAACUCUUGGCAGGCAGCCACUAGGUUGCUACCAAGUUCCGUUAUCAUAAGGAAAAGGAUUUUGUCGGCUGGUUUGUUUUUUAACUCUUGGACGUCUGUUGGUGUGUGUGCGUGUGGGACGGGGACAGAACAGAUUCAGACAGUUCGCACCACUUCGGGAGAACUGGUUGUUAACUUUUUGAGCAGUUUGGAAAACUGGUUGUUGGAAGAAAUCAUUAAGGCAGAGAACCGGUUGAUAAAUUACUUGAAUCCCACCACUGAUUAGAACUAUAAAACAUUUUAUACUAACUUCUCUGCAAGCUACUCUUACGCAGAGAACUCUUGGCCUUAAAAAGAAAGAAAGAAAACAAAAUAGUCACUAGAGACUGGGGAAGGAAUGCUAAACAUUUUCCAUGCUUUUAUUCUGUUAAGUUGUGCUAUUUUCCUCCAUGACUUCUAAAAAAAAACCAGAUAGAAAAGUAGAUGAAGAGUUAAGCAUUUUUAGUCUUCCUCAGCUUUUUAUAUUUGAAUUUCUUUUUUUAAAGAAAAUUGUUGCAUAGGAGACCUUGGUAUUAUGCAGUCUAUUCUGGCUUAUAUAAUAUGUUACUUAGAAAGUGUAUUAAAGCUUCUAUUGUUUUUAUCUUGAACUCUAUUUAAAAAUGAAUUUAAGAAUUAAACUUAGAAAACACAAUGGAAAAGAUGUCUUAUGUAUAAAAGCGAUGCAAUUCACAGCAAAAGAAUUUUUAGCACCCUUGUUCACGAUUCUUGAUUAUUCCUGAAAAGGAAUCUUCAACUCAGUGAAGCGAAACUACCAAUACACCCUUAGCAUUCAGCUUGGCAUUUUCUGAUGAUGCUUGUAAAUUAAACUGUGCUGCUAUUUGAUGCAUCAGAAACAUAACAUUGGCUAGGAUAAUGCGAUAAUCUCUUGUUGAUCUGUUAUAUAGUGCAUAUAUCUUCUUUUCAACAAAUUGGUUGGUCUCAUAUUCAAAAAAUGCAUUUCCAUACAACUUCUAAAGGGAAGUACAGAUAAUAGUCUAUUUACGGCUCAUCACUUAGCGAUCACUUGAAGUUAGAACGAACCUACCUAGAACUACUUACAGCCAAGUUUUGAAAUUCUAAUGGCUGCUCAUCUGCCCCCCAUCCCCAUCAUAUGAUCACAUUUUGGGUUCUUGGUAACUAGCAUACAAUUAUGGCCAUUUGUAGUGUCCUAUGGUCAUGUGAUUUUCAGCAUUUUUCCAGAAACCAGCAUUUAUUUCUGCUUUCUGGGGAAAAAACGCCCAUUAGGUUGGUUAACAACCCCCAUUAAAAAAGGUCAUAAAAUUGGACACAGUCGUGUUAACUAUUUGAUUACUGCUAUGACUUAUGGCCAUAAUUCCAGGAUCAAUUGCAGCCAUAAAUUGAGAAGUAUAUGUAUCUCAGUGGACCGUAUCUCAUCUCUGCCUUUGUUAGAGAGGUACCUAGAUAUAAACUUUUAUUUCAUUCUCUGCUACAUUUCUUCUGAAUAAAAUAAGUAGAAAAAAAUGCAGUUCUUUUGAAUUACACAAGAAUAUUGACUCUCAGUUUAAUUCUAUCUAGAUUCUCUGACUACAUGCGUUAUCAGCCAGUAGGCAUUUCCUUUUUGAUUACUUUAAUAUUUGAAUUAUUGUUUAGUUUGAUAUCAGAAUAAAUAAAAGGACUUAAUUACAAGCAUGUAUAUUUAUUAUUGAAGUAACAGAAGUCUCAGGAAUAUAUAUUAACAGAUUAUAUGUAGUUUAGAUGCAAAGAGGUUUUUUUUGACCUAAACAAACCUGUUUUCUGUCAAUGCCCAGUGAUUUCCAUCCUUGCAUUGCAAAUUGACAAAAUAAAUAAGCAGCAAAGUAUUUUUACAUGCAAGAUAAAAAUUAUAGUCAUGUGACUUCACUGUACAUACAAAGAUGUAAAGGUGAAAAUUGAGGACUUAAAAUAUUUAUAAGUGCUAAAGAUGGAGAGAUUUAUCUUUGAACAAUUGUUUUAUAUAUGUGAGAGAAUAAUUUUAUUCCAGGAUGAGUACUAUAGGAGUCCUUGUUUGGUGAUUUCCUCAUUUAGAGACAGUUUGCAGAUAAGGGUGAUGAAAAAACUAAAUUUGCUACCAAUCUUUGCAUUUACAGCCUUCAUAGUUCUUUAGCAUAAGAUCUGUGUAAGUAAGAUUGUAAGCACCGUUAAGCUUUUGCUUAGGUACCACUUUGCUUAACAACCAAGUUGCUGAUCCCAAUUGUGGUCACUGAACAAGGACUACGUAUACUACACAUUUUAAAAUAUAUGUUUUUUUAGUUUGGGGAAAUCAUUUUCUGGUGUGCAUUUAUUCAGCUGCUCAAUGGCUUUAGUAAGAAAUGCACUGUACCCAACACCCAAUUCAGCCUUCAUAUUAGGAACAAAUUAUGCCCAUUAUUACAACGGUACAAUGAAUUUGAUUAGUUGGCCUGUUUUCUGGGGGUGGUAUCUCUGAUUUGUGGGUGUUGUAUCACAGUCCAAGCCCUGUCCUUUUGUACGUCUGUCUGUAUAUGGGUACAAAAGGGAAGGGUGGGUAUCUCGAUGCCAUAACUUCAAUCUUGCAGAUUUUGGCACAAAUACACACAAAGCACAUUGAGCCUAUAGCAAUGUGCAGAGCCUGUGAUACAUGGAAAGGAAGAAAGGGUGGCAUGAUCCCCAAAACUUGAUUGAGAAAAUAAGAAAUCUUGCCCAUUACCAGCUGUCCUGGUGUUGUGAAGUGUUGUGAAGAAAACUGUUUUACCUGACCUGAAAACAUGUGUCAAAUGUGUAACCUCUGAGUAAAGAAAUAAUAUGCUACAGCUAAUUGUAGUUCAACAACUUAACUAAUUUCCAUUUUGCAUAAUCUGUUCCAUUUUGUAUGGUUUUUAUCUAUCCUCCACUAAGCAGGAAACAAUAUAAAGAGGUAUCAAAGGCCUCCUUCCCUUCUCAGAAAGGAAAUUUUAUUUUGUUCUUUUUCUGACAUUGGAAACAUAAUACUUUUUCUUCUUAAUACAUUCUCAAUCAUGUCUUAAUAAAACUAGAACUGUCCUUCGUGUCAUUUGGUGGCUUGGUACUUUGAGAGUGUUAAAUUUCUACAGUUUUGGAUAUCCAUCUGACAUCUUAAGUUUAAUUUUUAUUCUCUGUUAAAUGUGCACUCCUUGUUCUGACAUACCUACCAUCCACUAAAUAAUGGAAAAGUUUUCAUAAAUGACUUCAUCUUUUUAUAAAUAUUUACAGCUUUGAGCUAUGGUGGAAGAUCAAAAAUUUAUAUCUUUUUUUUUUACUAGAUACCUACAAAAUCCUUUGAUGUAUGAAUUAACCUAGGUUAAUUCUAAUAUAUUUAAAGUUAAUUUCAAUGCUUUAUUAAUUUAACAUUUUACAAUCCCUUUCCCAAUCCCCUUUCACUUAUUUCUGCCAUUUUUUAAAUUUCAUUUUAAUACUUUAUAAACAAGUGUAUAAGCUCACCUGUUGGAAUUCUGCAUGUUCUUCUGUGUGCAAUAUUUCUAACUGUUUCUUGAGAAAUGUUUUUUACAGUUGUGUUAAUUACUUUACUUGGUUUAUUUUAACAAAGUCUGGUGGCGUGAAUAUAAAAAAACUAAAAUACCAAUUCUUUUUGGGUUUUUUUGGGGGGGUGGGGGGUUAAAUUAAGCCUGAUAUUGUUAAAGGAAGGGAGAACUAUUAAAUUAGGAUUUGUAAUAAUUUACUUUUUGUAAUUUUGUAAAAAAAAAAACUUUUAUUUUAAGGUUCUACUUUUGUAAGUAAUGUACUGACAUGCGGCACAAUCUGUCAGAAGCACAUCCUGCUUUUAUCUCAUUGAAAUUUGGGAAAAAGCCCUACCUCCUUCAUCUUAUUUUUUGAACUUUAGCAGGAUAGAGUUCUCAUAUAUUGUGCCUAAAAUGCCUAUUAUUUUAUAAAGAGAAGUUAUUUAAAACCACUGUCUAAUAUACUAUAAAAAUAAAACUUCCUGUAUUAGAGCUAUCUUAAUGCCAUAAUCUUACUGUUAAAUGUUGUGUUUUAAUAUGUGUAAUACUUGAUAUGCAUUAAAAGAUGUUAAUUAUG
This is a messenger RNA of Pantherophis guttatus, 10395 nucleotides long. RefSeq names its product solute carrier family 49 member 4 (gene SLC49A4). The record is from RefSeq and is a predicted model, not a curated record. Gene Ontology annotation, molecular function: transmembrane transporter activity. Gene Ontology annotation, cellular component: intracellular membrane-bounded organelle; membrane. Lineage: Eukaryota; Metazoa; Chordata; Lepidosauria; Squamata; Colubridae. Gene Ontology annotation, biological process: transmembrane transport.